AUUGGUAAGGGUUAGCUACAGAUCCUAUUAAUAGUUUUUCUUGAUGGGGCCAAAACAAAAACUAGUUGCAUCUGACACUACUGUUCUAACCUUUCUUAGACAAACCAAGACCAUAUCAUCCAAAAUUUAUGCCCUAACGGCUAACAUACAACCUGUUAUACAAAUAUACUUCAAUGCAAGGUGGUAAAAGGAAUGAUAUGUCACCAUCCACCAGCGCUGAAGUGAACCAAAGAAUAGAGAAGGACGAAAUUUUCAGCACCCUAUAUUCCUUAUCAGUAAAUUCCAAGGACUGCUAGACCAGAACUCUAUAAAUAGUGGCCUUUACUUCAAUAUCCUAACAAAUAGCCAUUGGUUCCUUCAAUCAUAGAAAACAAAAGACCAGAUAGCUUGAAUCUCUUGCCUUACUAAGACCUUCUCUUCUCUUCAAAUAAAACUGUGACAACUGCAUCAUGGAUACAGUAACGCGUCUCGUGGAAGAGAAGCCAGUGGUUAUCUUCAGCAAAAGCUCCUGUUGCAUGAGCCAUUCCAUGAAACAACUGAUAAGCAGCUAUGGAGCAAACCCAACAGUAUAUGAGCUGGAUGAACUUCCAAAUGGAAGGGAAAUAGAUCGAGCAUUAAAAAAGCUAGGGUGCAAACCAGGAGUGCCAGCUGUGUUCAUAGGCCGAAAGCUCAUAGGAGGGGCGAACGACAUCAUAAGCCUCCAAGUCCAAGGCAAACUCGUGCCUGCACUGAUGGAUGCUGGUGCUAUAUGGAUAUGGAACAGAACCAGUUAACGAUUUAACAAUCAAUUAGGAUUAGAAGGUUACAAGUAGUUCUUUGCCUCCUUUCUUACACCUGGUUUUUGACUUGUUUUUCAUAUAGCAUACAGAUCAGAUGAGGAGAAAAAAGGGAAGCGAGUCAUAGAAAAAAGUAGCUUAAUGUUGAUCUUUAAACCAUCAUUGCACAGCUUAUUUGUACCACGACCAAAAGAAAUUGUUGUGAAAUUAUGACAAUUUUGUCCUUUCUGGAAAAUUAAAUGCAUACUGUGGACAACAUUUAUAAUAGCUCGGAAAAACCAAAACCCCCCAAAUCUUUUCUCCUGCCAUGUCAUAAGAAUGACAAAGAAAAACAAAAAGGGAGCUCUUUUGUGGCCUACACAAGAUGGAAUUUACAUCAACUGAUAACAGAAUAAUCCUGGAGGGAGGGGGGAGGGUUGUCUAGCCAUAAGUGUAAAAGAACAGAAAUGAGAAAAGGCACAAGGCACUUGUCUAGUUUCUUCAAAUUAAGUUCAAGAGCAUGAUUUUAAAAAAAAAACAAAUACUGAAAGCUACAGAGCAACAUAGUUGUGAUUAUUGGAUAAUAUUAUAUGUAAAGGGAUAAUAUUAUAUUGUAAAGGGUAGAAAGGUACUUUCAUAGUCAUAGGUCUGUAUUAUAAACACUAUAUAUAUUGAAUGUCAGGUUAACCUACAACAGGUUAACACAAUUAUUUCCCACACUUGUACAUGGUAUCACAGCCAACAAUUUUCUAAAAAAAAAAAAAAAAUAAAGAAAAGAAGAAUUUUUCCAAAAACAAAUUUUUCGUACGCCCAAUUUUUUUUUUCCGUACGUGAUUUCUUUUCUUCUCCUGGCCAUGGAACCCUCCACGCCUUCCGCUGCCGCAGCAGCCUACUCGCAGCCUCUGCCGGAUAUUUCUGCCGCCGCCCCGCCGUCGACGUCGGGACCUCUCUCCGUCCCGCCGACCCACGUCGUCGCUGCUGGACCGCAGAUUACUGCUGCUGCCUCAUACUUCUCGCGUCCUUUUCUUUCUGGGUUGGAGCUCACCCAGCCUUGGUCUGCUGGGGUAUCGUCUCCUGCCACCACAUCGCGAGCCAGUCCCCGGUUUCCGCCCGGAUUUCCGGCCUCCACACCGGCCACCACCCUCAGCGGCGCCCUACCGGGACAA
Molecule: messenger RNA, 1921 nt
Organism: Beta vulgaris subsp. vulgaris (sugar beet)
Lineage: Eukaryota; Viridiplantae; Streptophyta; Magnoliopsida; Caryophyllales; Amaranthaceae
Product: monothiol glutaredoxin-S1
Exons: 1
Coding region: 450-773 (107 amino acids)
Source: RefSeq, a predicted model, not a curated record